Messenger RNA from Panthera uncia (snow leopard), 2440 nucleotides. It is a transcript of the gene MINDY1, whose product is annotated as MINDY lysine 48 deubiquitinase 1. The transcript has 10 exons. Gene Ontology annotation, molecular function: cysteine-type carboxypeptidase activity; K48-linked deubiquitinase activity; cysteine-type deubiquitinase activity. Gene Ontology annotation, cellular component: cytosol; cell periphery. The coding region runs from base 583 to 1980 and encodes 465 amino acids. Gene Ontology annotation, biological process: protein K48-linked deubiquitination. The record is from RefSeq and is a predicted model, not a curated record. Lineage: Eukaryota; Metazoa; Chordata; Mammalia; Carnivora; Felidae.
GUGACCCCAGUCGUGGGCGUGGGUCCGGAAGUGGCCUCCACCAAGCCGGGACCGCCGCUCAUAAACCUGUGUAGACCUGUAUAAGCUCUGGCCUUGACAGCUGAAAGGCAACUGGGACUGUGGCAGCGCCCCUCACUGUAGCUACCUGCCCCAUCGAACUGCCACAGCUGGACCCUCCUCCUCAGUCCUGGGACAGCAGCAGCGUCUUUAAGGAAAGCUGACUCCAUCCAAUGAUUUCAAUCCUGCUGAAAUCCUUCCUCCCAACCUGAAAGCCCUGUAUCCUCAUUGAUCCCAUGUGGUCACAGCAAGUUAGGGGUGACAAGAGCUCAGGCUGGGGCCCUUCUGCUUCCCCAGCUAAGUAAGAAAGACACAUACUCCCCAUAGCCAGGAGUGACUUUACAGACACUGUCCAGGCUUCCACACUGUAUUCCUUUAACAAGACUUUUCUGGGUCCAUUUGCUUUCCAGCCCAAUGACUUCCUCCUUAUUGGAUUGGUCUCUUUUUCACAUACCAAGCCUAGAUUAGGCAACUCCUAGAGGGCAGGAAAGUCCUUUGGUGCCCCUCAGUUGACCUCUUCUGACCAUGGAACACCAUCAACCUGAGCAUCCAGCCUCUGGUAAGGCCAGGAUUAUAGAAGCAGUCAGCCCUGAAAACCGUGAGGUCCUGUCACAACCAGAUGUGCACCCCCAGGACAAGGAUGCCGGAGAUGCUGAUGGGGCAGCUAGAGAACAGGAGACAGUAGACCAAACUUCGCUGCUGGCCCAGGGCCAGGAUAACCUCGAGUCACCUGCACCUAAUGCUAGUUCAAUCCAACUGGGGCCAGCCCACGGGACACAGCCUGAGGCAGAGACAGGAGGGGCGUGCUCCAGACCCCAGGAGCUUCCCCAGCCCCCCAGAGCCCGACAGCCGGAGGUAGAUUUCUACUGUGUAAAGUGGAUCUCCUGGAAGGGAGAACGGACACCCAUCAUCACCCAGAGCACUAACGGCCCUUGCCCUCUCCUGGCCAUCAUGAACAUCCUCUUUCUUCAGUGGAAGGUGAAGCUGUCCCCUCAGAAGGAAGUGAUCACAUCAGAUGAGCUCAUGGCCCAUCUUGGAGACUGCCUCCUGUCCAUCAAGCCCCAGGAGAAGUCAGAGGGACUUCAGCUGAAUUUUCAGCAGAAUGUGGACGAUGCAAUGACAGUGUUGCCUAAACUGGCCACAGGUCUGGACGUCAAUGUGCGAUUCACAGGGGUCUCUGAUUUUGAGUAUACUCCUGAGUGCAGUGUCUUUGACCUCCUAGGCAUACCUCUGUACCACGGCUGGCUGGUCGAUCCACAGAGUCCUGAGGCUGUGAGUGCAGUUGGGAAGCUGAGUUACAACCAGCUGGUAGAGAAGAUUAUCACCUGCAAACACUCUGGCGACACCAACCUCGUGACAGAAGGCCUGAUCGCAGAGCAGUUCCUGGAGACCACUGCAGCGCAGCUGACCUACCAUGGACUGUGUGAGCUCACAGCCGCUGCCAAGGAGGGUGAACUUAGCGUCUUUUUCCGAAACAACCACUUUAGCACCAUGACAAAGCACAAGAGUCACUUGUACCUGCUGGUCACCGACCAGGGCUUCCUGCAGGAGGAGCAGGUGGUAUGGGAGAGCCUGCACAACGUGGAUGGGGACAGCUGCUUCUGCAACUCGGACUUCCACCUGAGUCACUCCCUUGGCAAGGGACCUGGAGCGGGAGGUGGGAACGGCUCCCCCGAACAGCAGCGGCUCGUAGACCAGGACUACCUAAUCGCCUUGUCCCUGCAGCAGCAACCACAAGGCACGUUGGGUCUUAGUGACUUGGAACUGGCCCAGCAGCUUCAGCAAGAGGAGUACCAGCAGCAGCCAGCAGUCCAGCCUGCACCAGGGCGGGCCUCCCCACAGGGGAGAGGAGCCAUGUUGGGACGUCCAGCCGGGGAGCGUCGGCAGAGGCCGAAGCAAGAGUCAGACUGUGUCCUGCUGUAGCUGUGCCCAAGGCUGGGCCUGCCCUGCCUCCUCUUUCAGAGGCCUUGGCUCUUCUGCUUGCUUCCCCAGCUCAACUCCUGAGAUACGCAGGGUAACUUAUUUAUGGACUGGUGGGGAUCCCAGCAGGCAGUGAACGCCAAGGUCCUGCCCUUAUGUGCUGCCACCUUCUCUGCCUCCAGGUCAUCCAGGGCAACAUUGGGGGUGGUGGGGGUGAGGCUUUCCGGUUCCCAGAUCCCCUUCCCCGGAGUAGUCAUACUAAUAUACACACUCAGGCUCCAGGGUGAGGGCUCCAUCUAGAAUGUGUCUAGAAUGCGUCUCCCCUGCUUCCCACCCCUGACUGGCUGGGUCUCCCUGGGGAUCCUGCGGGCCUGUCUCCUAUUGUUUCAGGGUUUGAUUUGGGUUUCUAUCCAUUAUUUGUAAUGCCUUCCUAAGGUUUGGAAAUAAAACUUCUUUCCUGAGA